GAUGUCCUCAUAAUGCAGUCACAAAGUCUGCCACAUUGGAUAUUUCCAUCUAAGGCUCUCAUGUUCAAGCCUUUCAAAUAUUCUUUAAAAUGUCUAAAGCUUGCUGGUAAUUUGUGAUAUAAAAGCUGCAGUAAACAGCGUAGGAUGACAGAAGCAUGCCAUUAGAAAGACACGUGUUGCCGGCAGAGAUUUGUUUUCAGCAAAGGAUUACAAAGCCUGCAAAGCUGUAGGGUGUGGGGUGCUGAUGAGGUUCAGGAAACAUCGCAGAUCUACAAUUAUUCACAAGAUACUUUCAGCUUCUCAUUUGGAAUGGUGGCCAAGGUGGGCAACUGAAACAGACCAGCACUUCUGAACAGGAUAAAAGGUUAGAGCAAAUUAAGCAGCUUUGGACAUUGCUGUUUAUAUGUGUGUGUCUACUUGUGUACCUGCACACAAAAGGUAAAUGCUCCAACAAAAUGCCAGGGCUUAUUAACCGACAUAACAAUCUCAAUCUGCCAUUAAAAGCAUCUGAAGUCACAUCUUGUAUGAUAGGCUACAGCCUGGGAAUGUCAGCAUCUUUAGUUUAUACCAACAUGGAUGAUCAUCCUGUUGAAGCUUUAUUUAUUUAUCCCUUGGAUGAAUUCACUACUGUGAUUGGAUUUGAAGCAAUGAUUUCUGGACGCAUUAUAACAAUGCAUAUAAAGGACAAAGCUAAAAUAGAUAAUUGUAAUUUUGACUGUUGUAACAGCUCAUCCAGAUCCUUUCAGAAAUGCCAAGAUCACUUUAUUCUUGAUGAAGAUUUAGAACGCAUAUUAUUUACUGUGAACUUCGGCAUCAUCCCACCACUUGAAACAGUAACUGUGCUGAUUAAUACUUCCUUGGAGCUGCAAACUCUGCCCAAUGGGACAGUUAGGCUACAACUUCCAUCCUUGUAUGUCCCCAAGGUGACUUCUUCUAGAACUGAUGAACAGAGUUCAACUGAAAAUGAGCUCAAAAGCAAAGAUAGAUUUCGAAGUGGCUUCACCCCUCAGCACCAAAGUGGGAACUCGUUGGUACAACACUUGGACAAUGAGGUCACCAAUCCUACUACAUAUGACUUUAGUUUCAAGCUUGAAAUCAGAGCACCCUGCUUGCUGGCAGGUGUGGAAAGUCCAACUCACUCAAUCCGAGCUGAUGCAGACCCCUCAGCAUUUUGUGCUUCCAGUGUGAUGAUUACGUUGGCAGAGGAACAUACCUUUGACAGACCUGUGGAAAUCAUCAUACACCCGAGUGGUAGGGAAGGAUUUCAGUUCAAAUUUUACACUGGCGCUCAGAUCCACACUGUGGCCAAUGGGGCUCGGAUCCACACUGUGACGAAUGGCGCUCAGAUCCACACUGUGGCCAAUGGGGCUCGGAUCCACACUGUGAGGAAUGGCGCUCAGAUCCACACUGUGACCAAUGGGGCUCAGAUCCACACUGUGACCAAUGGGGCUUGUAUCCACACUGUGACGAAUGGUGCUCAGAUCGACACUGUGACCAAUGGGGCUCAAAUCCACACUGUGACCAAUGGGGCUCAGAUCGACACUGUGACCAAUGGGGCUUGGAUCCACACUGUGACCAAUGGCGCUCAGAUCCACACUGUGACCAAUGGGGCUCGGAUCCACACUGUGACCAAUGGCGCUCAGAUCCACACUGUGACCAAUGGGGCUUGGAUCCACACUGUGACCAAUGUGGCUCGGAUCCACACUAUAUUUGGAAGUUCCUCUGGUGCAGUGUCUGAGAUCAUUAGAAAACGCCUCAACAAAGAUAUUGGGCACAAUCCUGUCAUCAUGUUGAAUUUCUGUCCUGAUUUGAAGACUGUUUCCCCAGAUUUAAGGAUGGCACAGGGCGAGUUCAUUUUUCUAAUAGACUGUAGUGGAAGUAUGAGUGGAGUGAAUAUCAGCUGUGUCAAGGAUGCGAUGCUGGUAGUCUUGAAGAGUCUCAUGUCCUCAUGUCUCUUUAAUAUAAUUGGAUUUGGUUCCACUUUUCGGACCUUGUUCCCAGCUAGCAGGUCUUACAAUGAAGAGGCACUGGCUGUAGGCUGUGACUAUAUCAGGAAACUCCGGGCUGACAUGGGAGGAACAAAUUUACUAGCACCUCUGAAUUGGAUCUUCCGCCAACCAAUUCAGAGAGAGCACCCACGGCUGCUGUUUAUCCUGACGGAUGGCUCUGUCAGUAACACUGGGCGAGUGAUAGAGUUAAUCCGGAAUCAUGCACGUACAAGCAGGUGCUAUACUUUUGGAAUUGGACAGAGUACUUGCAGAAGAUUGGUUCAGGGAUUAGCCUCUGCUUCCAAAGGAGCAGCAGAAUUUCUCGCAGAAGGGGAAAGGUUACAGCCAAAGAUGAUAAAAUCACUGAAGAAAGCAAUGGCCCCUGUUCUCAGUGAUAUCACCAUAGAGUGGUUCUUUCCUGCAACAACUGAGGUACUCCUUUCACCAGCGGAACCAACUUUCUUAUACCCUGGAGACAGACUAAUUGGAUAUUGCGUAAUGUGCGACACAUCAAGGUAUCAUGCUAAUCUCAAAUCAGACAAACAGCGUAGGUACAGCAUGAUGUGGUCUCAGGAAUCCAACAGUUCUGUGUUUUACCAUUCUCAAGAGGAGGAGUCCGGCCGGAUAAACUCUGAAAAUUUGAGCAGCUGUAGAGAUUCCGUAAUGGACUCUAUAAAUGACCAACCUCAAGAUGUGAUGUCUACUAAUGAAGGCCAAGAAAAUGAAGGUAUUGAAUCAAAAUUGUCUCCCAGAAGAAGAGCAUUCAGUACAAAUCACACAAUCAGAAAUGAUACCUCGAAGAGAAUGUUCACCCCGAGUGACCCGUCUUCAGCAUUUGAUAAACAUCCUCUCCGGCGAGCAAGAGCUCAACAGCUUGUUGGUUGUAGCAGCCCAGAAAGUGUCUGUCCUUGGCAAAGGCAAUUUCAGAUAAAUGUAGUGGGCUCCUGCACAAGUGCCACAAGGUCAAGGCUUGUUGGAAAAAGGAGACCAUCUUUACUGCAUCAGAACUGUGUUUCAAGUAGCCAAGAUUCAGAUGUACAAUCGAGUCUGCAGAAGUUAGCCACGGGGGAUUACAUAGUGCACAGUGAUGGUAGCACCAACACUGGGUCAUCCAUAGAGAGUUCUUUGAUUGGCAACUGUUCAGAAUCUGGGCAGUUUCACCAUCUGCCAUCAACUCUUGAUACUGAAUCAGUCCUUGAAGACCAGAAUGUGUCAGUGAUAGAAAACUUAGCCAAUAGCUGCAAAGCACUCAUUUCAGGGCUAUUGUGUGGUGAAGUUAUUCAAUGGGAAGUUGGAUUUGAUCUUCAAUCCUAUCUUCAGCGCACAGCCAAUAGUAAUGUGGAAGAUCUGUGGAGUGAAACAAUCCAUCACUUGGCAGCUAAGUCUAUCAUCAGAGAUUUUGAACAAAUGGCUGAAAGAGAAUGUGAAAUUGAAUAUGGUUCUGGAAGGAGAUACCAACUGAAUGCAAUUCACACUAGCAAGGCGUGCAAUAUCAUUAGCAAGUACACAGCUUUUGUACCAAUGUAUCUGGACAACAAUGAAUACCUGACAAAUAUUAUAGCAUGUUCAAACACAGCUGGAACAAAAUGGAACAAUCAAAGGAGGUCACGCUCUGGAAGCUGCAGGCACAGAGAUUACUCUAUUGGUCUUGGCCGUUCUCAAUCUGAAUACGAAGCUGAUGGAGUUGACGAUGGCUUUUCCACUUUAUCAAUGGAGAACUGUAGUCAAUCCCCUUGUAGUAGCUCACCCUCUUCAGGAUGGGAGAGAUACAGCUUCACCGAUGCAUCAGUGAGAAGCCCUUCAGUUUCAUCACAACGUUCUGCAGAAAGCCUAUUUACUACGAGGUUGAACCUUGGUAAAACCCGAAUGUUGACUCAAGCUGCAAAAGGGUUUCUGUGCAGAUCAGUCAGUAAGAUGAGCGAGUCUGCCUGUGAGCCAGAGACUGAGAACAAUGACUACCUACCACUGAUUAAUUUGCAGUUGGCAUCGGGAGCUUUCUUGCUUAAUCUGGCUUUUUGUGAAGCCAUUAAUAUUCCCAUGGAGCAGCUGAAAUGGACCUCACCCUUUACAUGUCAUCGAUCAAACGCCAGUCCCGGCUCUCGUGGUCAUUGCAGUACUUUCCAUGACAAAAGAGCAGUGCAGCGUGAUGAAGAGAAUGGAAACAGAGAAACCUUCCCCCCCCGUCAGAAAGAAACUGGGAAAAUGGCAGCAUUGAAUUAUUUGGGAUUGGAAGAAUGCCGAGGUGGUUUAGAACAGUUAGGACCGCGUCACUUUUCAAGCAGUUUAGUUGAAAUCCAAUCCAAGGUUAUGAGUGGCAGUCCCGAUCUUCUCCCUCCAGCUGUAAUUGUGCGGCGAUUCUCAUCUCCAGGAAAUCCUGAGGCAUCUAGUGCUCUGCAGACUGACAGUGGCAGAGGGUCUGAAACAGACAGCAGUAAUAUUUCAUUCUCAACAACUUCCAGUGAACUUCAACAGUUCACGGAUCCAGAGGGAACAGUCUGGUCCACAGCUGUUGCCUUAGCCUGGUUGGAGCACAGCUCUGCUGCUUAUUUCAUUGAGUGGGAGCUGGUGGCUGCAAAAGCCAGUAUGUGGCUGGAUACACAGGUUAUACCAGAGGGUCGUGAACUGGCCACUGUAAAAGCUUCAGCCAGACAGCUAUUUGUUCUGUUAAGGCAUUGGGAUGAAAACCUGCAGCUGAAUAUGUUGUGCUACAACCCAAACAGUGUUUAAAUGUUUUGCCUCAGUAUAGCUGAAUUCUCAAUCUUUUUUCUUAACAAUGUUCUUUGCAAAUUUAGAAAUCAUUAAAUUAUUAAUAAAUGGCCUAAGGUUUACACUAACUUUUGCCUUAUGGUUCUUUUGAAGACAUCCCUCAUUUUGUGAGUGCAUUGGUCCAGGCUGGGGCGUUCUGUAUUGACCCUCACUGUCAGUCUGCAUUGUUGAGAGGGUUGAUAUCAUUGGGUUGGUUUUAUCGAAUUGUUCUGAUAAUUAAAGCAGUAUUUCAAAUUUGUGACUUAGUUAUAUGUGUUCGACAAAAAUGUUUCUUUACUGUAAGCUUUUAAUGUCAUGAAUGGUUUAACAAAAGAGUACAGGGUGAUUCAUGUCCCUUCAGUAUUCAUCUCCUUGGGUUUGUUGAAUAAAACAAUGGUACAGUUUAACCGGAGUGGACUCAUGCCAAUUUUAAAGUGUACACUUUGGAUUAAUUAUAAAAAUUGCCAUUAAAAUUGUUUUUCUACAGGUUAACUCAUGGAUUUUUAUAAUUUUCCUGAUACAAAUGGAUGGAAGUUUGGGAAAAAUAAAGAAAGUAAAUAAUUGGCUUUAAAGAAUUUUAGCUGAGGUCACAUGGUGGUUAACUGGCAUGAUCAAGUUGUCCAAUAUAAGUGAAGAGUUAAAACUGGUAAGGUGUUGAAGGUGGCCAGCCUAAUCCUGUUACAUUUCCCCUGGGGUUAUUGGUUAAUGUUACCCCCAUGACUCUUUACUGAUUUCUUUUGAUACUAAUCCAUGACAGCCUAACACAUUCAUCUGAGAUUCCUUUCAUACCUUUGCUAAAAUACUGCAGUGGAGAUAAACAGCACACAAUCAAAUUUAGUCUUAAAACACUGAUCAUGCAAAGUAACUUCAGGCUGAGAGGAAUUUUAACACUGAUGAUAGUGUGGGCAGCCCAAUUCUUCCAUUAACUUCACCAGUGGCAGCUCGUUAGAUAGUUUUCAAAGUUAAAUGUACCCUAAUGUAUUUAGGAAAAUUGCCCCUAAGAAAGUGGUGGUGAACUAUCUUCUUGAGCUAGUGAAUGCAUUCAGGAACUACCAUAGUGUUGUUAAGAACAGAGUUCCAGGAUUUUGACCCAGUCAUACUGGAGGAACAUAUAUACUUCCAAGUCAGGAUGGUG
Chiloscyllium plagiosum (whitespotted bambooshark) is the source of this 5868-nucleotide messenger RNA. Lineage: Eukaryota; Metazoa; Chordata; Chondrichthyes; Orectolobiformes; Hemiscylliidae. The record is from RefSeq and is a predicted model, not a curated record.